Messenger RNA from Myotis myotis, 1807 nucleotides. RefSeq names its product Epstein-Barr virus induced 3 (gene EBI3). Bases 307 to 1146 code for a protein of 279 amino acids. The record is from RefSeq and is a predicted model, not a curated record. Gene Ontology annotation, cellular component: external side of plasma membrane; membrane. Gene Ontology annotation, biological process: cytokine-mediated signaling pathway. Lineage: Eukaryota; Metazoa; Chordata; Mammalia; Chiroptera; Vespertilionidae. Gene Ontology annotation, molecular function: protein binding; cytokine receptor activity. The transcript is spliced from 4 exons.
CCUCCCUUCCACUCUCUCUAAAAAAAAUAAAAUUAAAAUAAAAAAUCAAUGGAAAAAUCGCCUCGGGUGAAGAUUAACAAAACCAAAAAUCUGUAACAAAGAGGAGAUACAGUGAAAUAUCUCCCUCCCGUCAGGUUCUGCACUACCGCGGUCUCCUCUGUGGCCUGGAGAAUGAGCCAACAGUCCCUACCUUUGCAGGUUGUGGGGGGGUGAGAGGUGACGUGGGUGCCUUUCACUCGUGUACUCAUUCCACCAGCCCUAUCAGGUGCCUCCCGUAUGCCCGGCACUGGCUGGGGGUGAGGGGGGAUGAACCCAUGGGGGGGCUUCACAGCCCUGGUGUCUCGGAAAUGGAGAGAAUCAGCACCUUCCUGUUUCAGAUUCCAGAGUCUGACUCUGUGGGCCUCAGAAUGUGGGCAUUCUAAGGCUGGAAUGUGGAAUCUGGGACUGAGCACUGAGGGUGGCUUUCACCCCAAACCCUGGGUACUUGUGGGUGGUUUGAAAGCUCACGCUCCUCCCUCCUCCCUCACCCCUGCAGCCCCCACCCAGUCCAGGGUGUGGUGCUGGGCCUUUAGGUACCCUAUGGCCGUAGAUUGCUUCUGGACCCUGCCACCGGCUGCAAACUCCACCAGGCCCACAGCCUUCAUUGCCACGUACAGGCUGGGAGUGGCCGCCCACGGGGAGAGCCAGCCCUGCCUCCAGCCCACCCCAGAGGCCACCAGCUGCACCAUCCCAGAUGUCCAGAUGUUCUCCAUGGUGCCCUACAUGCUGAACGUCACCGCUGUCCACCCCGGGGGCAGCAGCAGCAGCUUCGUGACCUUUGUCCCAGAGCACAUCAUCAAACCAGACCCUCCAGAAGGCGUGCACCUGAGACCCGUCCAUGGGCAGGGGCUGAGGGUGCAGUGGGAACCUCCCAGGUCCUGGCCCUUCCCGGAGAUCUUCUCACUCAAGUACUGGAUCCGCUACAAGCGUCAUGGAGCCGCCCGCUUUCGCCAGGUGGGGCCCAUCGAAGCCACGUCCUUCACCCUCAGGGCUGUGAAGCCCCACGCCCGGUACUGCGUCCAGGUGGCCGCCCGGGACCUCACUGACUACGGGCAGUCAAGCCACUGGAGUCUCCCUGCCACGGCCUCGGGGCCGCUGGGCCAGUAGCAGGGGCUUCCCAGCACCCAGAGAGGGGCUGGUUCCUGACAUCCCCUCCCCUUACCGCUACCCACUCAGGGGUGGAUGGGACCUGACUGGCCUGGGGCUGCUGCUGAGUGGCUGGGCAACCUUGGACACGUGACUGCCUCUGACACUGAAUUUCCUAAUCUGUGAAUCGGGGAUGUACUCUCUCCUUUGACUGCAGAACUGUGAAUGUGACGUAUUAUUUAUUGUUUAAUUAGACAAGGACCGUUGUUGCUAAAAUAAAGACUCUUCCUCCCUUUGUUCAACCGACCCAGAGAGGAGUUAGGACAGAACAGAGCAGGACGCACAUACAGUGAAUCCCCACUCCGUGGACAGGGUCAGGGCUGGAGAGAGGAAGAGACCGCAGCUUGAGGAGUUGGGGUGGGUGUGGAGGGGUUCUGCCUGGGACGGGAUGGUGGGAGCCAUUCAGUUCAGCAGUUUGGUUCCCCCAUCGUCUCAAGCAAUGUGAGCCCCAGUGUGAGUGGACACAAAUGGGACAUCGUUUGUUUGGGAAGGUUUCUCUGAGGAGGGGACAAAGCAGCCAGGCCUGGAAGGAUUUUCUCAAUCCAUGGGUUUGUUUGUGGAUUUUACCUGGGUCUCAUCUCAAAGGUCACCUCCUCCAAGAAGUCUUCCCUGACCACAUCAU